Messenger RNA from Pimephales promelas (fathead minnow), 2809 nucleotides. It is a transcript of the gene mboat2b, whose product is annotated as membrane bound O-acyltransferase domain containing 2b. Gene Ontology annotation, cellular component: membrane. Gene Ontology annotation, molecular function: acyltransferase activity. Gene Ontology annotation, biological process: lipid modification. Lineage: Eukaryota; Metazoa; Chordata; Actinopteri; Cypriniformes; Leuciscidae. The record is from RefSeq and is a predicted model, not a curated record.
CCUUCGCAGUAGUAGGAUUUGUAAAUCCGUAUGGGGUGUUGUACUGCCGUUUUUUACCAGCAGUGGACAGCAGCAAGCAGCAACAGUCUCUCCAGAGGUGGAUGUGUGGGAUUGAAUCAGGGCGAACUGGGCAGCCACUGUCAUAGAGAACCGCACAGAACUAAUACAAUAGCGAAACAUGGCUACUGAGACGAUAUCAGCCUGCACAGGAUCCAGCUUACUACAGCCAAUAAGCGAGAUAACCAACCUUCCGUUAGAUCAGGUGAACUUCGUAGUAUGUCAGCUCUGUGCCCUGCUCACGGCCGUGUGGUUCAGGCUCUAUCUGCACCCCAGCAAGACAAGUCCUUUUGUGCGGCAUGUGGUGGCCACACUGCUGGGCAUCUACUUUGCCCUCUUCUGCUUUGGCUGGUAUGCGCUUCAUUUCCUUCUCCAGAGCGGCAUUACCUACGGCAUAAUGAUUCUGACCGGAGUCGAGCACAUGCACAAAUACUGUUUGGUGGUCGCCCUGGGUUAUCUUAGCUUCUGCCAAAUCACCCGGGUUUACGUCUUUGAUUACGGCAUGUACUCUGCCGAUUUCACAGGGCCGAUGAUGGUCAUCACACAGAAGAUAACCAGUGUGGCAUUUGAGAUCCAUGAUGGAAUGGCAAGAAAGGAAGAUCAGCUCAACCAGGGUCAAAAACUGUUGGCUAUAAGACGGAUGCCCAGUUUAUUGGAGUACUUCAGUUAUAACUGUAAUUUCAUGGGCAUAUUGGCUGGUCCCACCUGCUCCUAUAACGAUUACAUUGCCUUCAUUGAGGGCACCCCCUAUCGGCACAGAGAGCUUGAGACCAAGGGAAAAGUCAAUGGGAAGAGCAGACUGAAUGACCCAUCACCAAAUACAGAGGUCAUCCGAAAACUGGCCACCUGCUUCAUCUCGUUGCUGGUCUUCCUCUCCGUCUGCAAAGUCUGUCCUGUGGAGCGUAACGUUGAUGAUGAUUUUAUUGCCACCACACCCUUCUAUGCUCAGGUGGUCUACCUGUAUUUGUCCAUGCUGACCACCCGGCCUAAAUACUACUUUGUUUGGACUCUGGCUGAUGCCAUCAACAACGCAGCAGGAUUUGGCUUUAAUGGCUACGACAGUGAUGGUGUGCCUCGGUGGGAUCUCAUUUCCAACCUCAGGAUCAUGAAUAUAGAGCUUGCCACAAGCUUUAAGGUAUUCCUGGAUAACUGGAACAUCCAAACAGCACAUUGGCUAAAGAGGGUGUGUUAUGAACGUUGUCCUUACAAUCCCACUGCUGCCACCUUCCUGCUGUCAGCCAUGUGGCAUGGAGCUUACCCGGGCUACUACCUCACCUUCCUCACUGGCAUCGUCAUCACUCUUGCAGCCAGAGCUGUGAGGCACAAUGUAAGACCGUACUUCUUGGGUUCGCCAACUCUCAAGUUUGUGUAUGAUGUCAUCACAUGGGCUGCCACACAGAUUGCCAUUUGUUACACAGUGGUUCCCUUUGUGCUGCUUUCUGUGGGCCCCUCGCUCAAGUUCUACAGGUCCCGGUACUUCUGCAUCCACAUAGGCUGUAUACUGCUGGCCAUUGCUCUGCCUGUGAAACCACGCCACCUGCGGCUGAAAGAGCAACAGUCUGCUGUACAACCGAGCCUGGAGAGCACAGACAGCAACAGCAACCAGAAACCAAAAGCCACAUGAGUCCUGGUACACCUUACCAAACUUCUCUACACACACAGACUGGGCAAAUGUACCUAUUCUCCAGCCACACAUGAAGAGAGUCAGAUAAACUAAAGCUCACAAAUAAACCAACAAACCAGCCUUUAUCUGGACUGAUAGAGUAAGUCAUCUCUUGACUCAGUAUAGUGGUACUGGGAUUCGACAGAGAUUUGAGAUGAUGGAAUCAAACCUGAGUCUGACUGCUAUAAGAAGAGUUUUAUUGCCAAGAAAACACUUGUAUAGAAUCAUGUGACCUUGCCUUUAUAAUCCCACUUGUCACAGCAAGUAUUAGUGUCCUAACCUGGUGGUCUUGUAUCAGGUUGUAAAUUGGAUUUUCUUGCAAUGGACAAGGCCUUUAUCAGUUGGAAAAAGCAGGCAAUAUUAUUUUUGAAGUUUUCACAUCGCAGGGGUAAAUAUAAAUAUGACCAACUAAGCUAACAGGAAAAAUAAUAAUGGAUUUAUUGGGAAAAGGAAGUUUAAAGAAUGCAGGAUGUCUGUGCAACAACAACAACAAAAAAAAAACGUUUAAAUAAUGUCCACAAAUUUUAAGAAAAAUUGGUUCUUUUUCCUAGUCAGAAAGUCUGAAUUGAGAUUUAAUUCCAUGGCUGAAUCAUUAAAACUGGGCUCUUUGCUCUUUGUCAAUGUUAUGUUUGUUAUGGUCUGUUGUAAUGUCUUGUCCAUUUAGUCUUCACAUAAACUCUGAAAGUUACACAUAAUACAUUCCACUCUAAAGACCAGAGAUUCUUUUCUCAUAAAUGAAAGUAUUUCUCAGUCUAAACUGGGAAUUUUGGGAUGUUAGAGUAAAAAAAAAAGAAAAAGAAAAAGAAAAAAAAGAUAGUACUGUUCAUUGCAUGACUUUUUCUGAGUCAGGCAGGCAGUGAUUCUGUAUGCACAUUAAUGCACAUUUUGUAUGGCAUCAGUCAGCUUCAAAGUUCGGCCUGCUUAAGGUUGGAAAUGAAGCUGAUGUUCGUGUUAAAGUUUGAUAAAAUGAUAGAGAAUGUCCACUGGAUUUGUUUGAACCAUAUUAUGUUCGCUGUGUGGAUCUGGUAAAUUUUUUUUUUUUUUUUUUUUUUUUGCAAAUUAUGUGAUUAAAAGAGGUCUUUUUUUCUA